Molecule: messenger RNA, 1806 nt
Organism: Truncatella angustata
Lineage: Eukaryota; Fungi; Ascomycota; Sordariomycetes; Amphisphaeriales; Sporocadaceae
Exons: 2
Coding region: 190-1623 (477 amino acids)
Biological process (GO): mitochondrion organization; phospholipid transport
Cellular component (GO): ERMES complex
Molecular function (GO): lipid binding
Source: RefSeq, a predicted model, not a curated record
CUGUCAAUUCAUGAGAGUAUGACCAUGAUGGGCCUUUUUUGUCUGUCAGACGCACGUAGUUGCUAUACUGCUUCCAGUCGUUUAAGGCUGCGCUUCCUACUUGCCUAAUGCACGGAACGCAGCACGCGUUUGUCUGAGAGAGGAGGAGAACUCAGGGCUAAAGGGCUCGGCAGACUGGAAAAGAAAAUCAUGUCGAUAGAUCUGAACUGGGAGACCCUCACCGUGGGUCCGGAUGGCGAAGACCUCGCCGCCCGCAUCCGCGAUUUCAUUCACACCAAGUUCCAGACGGUGCCGCUGCCGCGCUUCAUCAAGUCGGUCAAGGUGCACGACUUCCAGUUCGGCAGCAUCCCUCCCAAGGUCACCCUCAAGGAUAUCUGCGACCCGCUCCCAGACUUCUACGAGGAGAUGCCAGAGGCCGACGAGCUGGAUGACGAGGAGGAAGAAGGUGCCGACGGGGCCGAAACGGAAGAUGGGAGGGGCCCCAACCACGUCGAUGAGGUCCCGGACGCUAUCAGGGCCGCGGAGCGGAGGCGGAAAGAGGAGCAGAGGAGGAGGUUGGCUGGCGGAGCCGGCAAUAGCAGGAGUGCCAGUCCAGCGCCGGAUCAUCUCGGCCACGUUCACACGGCGGGCCUGCGGAGCGCGCCGCAGACGCCCGAUGUCGGUUCACCCUUCUUGGGACUGGGCGUCUCGACACCCGGCAUAACUGGGGGCACGGCCAACAUGGCUCACUACUUCCCGAGCCACAUCGCGACCGGCUGGCCGUCGGGCACACAGACGCCGCUAGCUGCCGUGGCCACCUCGCAGCAUCUCAACGGGUGGCUGGAGUCGGGCGGGUCGUCUUAUCCGCAGUCGCCGUCUUCGCGAGGCACAGGAGGCGGCGGCGGCCAUAAUCGCAACCGCUCACACAGCUCGAUUAGUAUACAGGACUUCCCUGCUGCUUCACCUCCGGCAGGGGGCCCACUGAGGGAGAAACAUAGCGUGUCUACCCUUGCACCAACCUCGGCAGGCCAUUCGAGGCCGCCGACCAGGGACACGGGAGCGUUGGCGGGGAGCGCGAUCGAAGAAGAGUUCGACGAUGUGGACGGGGUCAAUGAUGGUGAUCUUGGCGACGAGGACGACGAGGAUGAGGAGGAAAGGAAAUUCCGCGAGCCGCGCAUCGAGGACCUGCAGGCCGUGUUCCGGAUCAAGUAUGCGGGCGAUAUCAAGCUCAUGCUGACGGCCGAGAUACUGCUCGAUUAUCCCAUGCCUAGCUUCGUGGGCAUACCGGUUAAAUUAAACAUCACCGGUCUGUCGUUCGACGGCGUCGGAGUUGUGGCGAAUAUCAGAAAGCGGGUUCACUUCUGUUUCCUUAGCCCCGAUGAUGCAGUUACAGCCGUCGGGGACGACGGAGAAUCGGACGAGGCGGAGGAUGGUGCCGGGCGUGUCCAAGGUGAAAAGCGACAAAAGGGUCGGAUGGGCGGUCUGCUGCAAGAGAUCAAGGUUGAGAGUGAGAUUGGACAGCGGGAAGGCAUGAAACAAAGCCUGAAGAAUGUGGGCAAGGUAGAACGCUUCGUGCUGGAGCAGGUAAGAAGGAUAUUCGAGGAAGAGUUCGUUUACCCAAGCUUCUGGACAUUCUUGGUAUAGGCAUGGAAAAGCAUUCUGGGUCGAAUUGAAGCAUGAGGCGCUGUAUAUGUUGUUGUACAUUGUUGCCAUGAAGGCGGCUAUCUAUCUAUCGCUACUCGCACAUGGCUCCUCGCUCGUUACAGCAACUCAAUUUACUCGUCAUGGAGUUUGGUCGAGCUUUGUGAUCUUAUCGACCCCAGGCAU